Messenger RNA from Phyllostomus hastatus (greater spear-nosed bat), 4971 nucleotides. It is a transcript of the gene GRK4, whose product is annotated as G protein-coupled receptor kinase 4. The record is from RefSeq and is a predicted model, not a curated record. Gene Ontology annotation, molecular function: ATP binding; G protein-coupled receptor kinase activity. The transcript is spliced from 17 exons. The coding region runs from base 1 to 2277 and encodes 758 amino acids. Lineage: Eukaryota; Metazoa; Chordata; Mammalia; Chiroptera; Phyllostomidae. Gene Ontology annotation, biological process: signal transduction; regulation of signal transduction; protein phosphorylation. Gene Ontology annotation, cellular component: cytoplasm.
AUGGGCUGCGUGACUACAACUCCCAGAAGGCAACGCUCUGCACACGCGCCCUUCCGCCCUGCGCGGGGCCCUCUGGGAGUUGUAGUGCUCUCGGAGCGCAGCUGGCUGGUCAGGUGCGGGAGAGGGGGCGCUCGAGUCCGUGCUCUGGAAGCCGUUAGCGGGCAGCCCGCCGCGCUGCGGAACGGCGGCGGCGGCGGCGGCGGCUGCGAUAGCCGUCGCCGCCGGGAGCCAGGAGCCCUUCGACAGUUGCGCGUGCGGAGCGCGGGCGAUGAGGCCACGAGUCCGGACCGCGGCGCGGCGGUGGUGACCGCGGAGAAGCCCGGCGGCCGGUCAGCCAGCUCCCCCCGCCCCGUGCCCGCUAGAGCCCGGGGCCGGCGGCAGAGGCGCGCCCCGCACCGGCGGCGGCGUGGUCGUCAGCGGGCCCGGAGGCGGCGGCGCUGGGGGUGGCCGUGGGGGUGGCGGGGCCGCUCUCCCGGCCUCAGCGCGCAGCCCGGCGUGCAGGUGUCGGCCGGCGAGCGGGGCGUGGACGCCGCGCCUCCGGGGCCUCGAGCCCGCGGGGCGCGGCACCGGCGGCGGCGGUCCAAGGAGUUGGAGAACGUGGUGGCCAACGCGCUGCUGCUGAAAGCGCGCCUAGGAGGACACGACAAAAAGAGUGGGCGCAGUAAACACUGGAGGGAGCUGCUGAAGCUGCCCCCCGUCAGCCAGUGCAGCGAGCUCAGGCACAGCAUCGAAAAGGACUACAGCAGCCUGUGCGACAAGCAGCCCAUAGGCAGGCUCCUCUUCCGGCAGUUCUGCGGCACGCGGCCGGACCUGCGGAGGUGCAUCGAGUUCCUGGACGCGGUGGCGGAGUACGAGGUCGCCGCCGACGAGUCCCAGAGAGACUGCGGGCUGCUGGUCCUGGACACGUUCUUCAGUGACGAGGACUUGGCCGCCCCGCUGCCUCAGGUGCCCCCCGACACAGUGAGAGAGUGCCAGCUGCAGCUGAAGGAGACGCCCUCCAGGGAGGUCUUUGGGGAGUGCGCCAGGGUUGUCCACAGCUACUUAAGUGGAAAGCCGUUCGAAGAAUACCAGGAGAGCCCGUAUUUCUCUCGAUUCCUGCAGUGGAAGUGGCUGGAAAGGCAACCAGUGACAAAGAAAACGUUCAGACAGUACAGAGUCCUGGGGAAGGGCGGGUUUGGAGAGGUCUGUGCCUGCCAAGUGAGAGCCACGGGGAAGAUGUACGCCUGCAAGAAGCUGGAAAAGAAGAGGAUCAAGAGGAGGAGGGGCGAGGCCAUGGCGCUGAACGAGAAGAGGAUCCUGCAGAAGGUGCAGAGCCGGUUCGUCGUGAGCCUCUGCUACACGUACCAGACCAAGGACUGCCUGUGCCUGGUGCUCACGCUCAUGAACGGCGGGGACCUGCGGUUCCACAUCUGCAACCUGGGCGGGCCCGGCCUGGACGAGCGGCGGGCGGUGUUCUACGCGGCGGAGCUGUGCUGCGGCCUGGAGGACCUGCACAGGGAGCGCAUCGUGUACAGGGACUUAAAGCCUGAGAACAUCCUGCUCGACGACUCUGGACACAUCCGGAUUUCCGAUCUCGGGUUGGCCUUGGAGAUCCCGGAAGGGGAGAUGGUUCGAGGAAGAGUCGGCACGGUCGGCUACAUGGCUCCUGAAGUCGUCGACAAUGAAAACUACACGUUCAGCCCUGACUGGUGGGGACUUGGCUGUCUGAUGUAUGAAAUGAUUCAGGGACACUCUCCGUUCAGAAAGUUCAAAGAGAAAGUCCAGCGGGAUGAGGUGGACCGGCGCGUGAAGAAGGACACCGAGGAGUAUUCCGAGAGGUUUUCGGAGGACGCCAAGUCCAUCUGCAGGAUGUUACUCACCAAGAAUCCCAAGCAGCGCCUGGGCUGCAAGGGUGAUGGUGCAGCUGGAGUGAAACAGCACCCCGUGUUCAAGGACAUCAACUUCAAGAGGCUGGAAGCGCACAUGGUGGAGCCCCCGUUCUGCCCCGACCCACACGCGAUUUACUGUAAGGACAUCCUGGACAUCCGGCAGUUCUCUACCGUGAAAGGCGUCUACCUGGACAGCUCCGACCAAGCCUUCUACAGCCAGUUUGUUACGGGGUGUGUCUCCAUCCCCUGGCAGAAUGAGAUGAUUGAGUCUGAAUGUUUCAAGGACAUCGACGAAAGUGAAAAUGAAGAAACUGAGUCAUUCAAUCUAGAAGACAGAACCUGUCGGCCAGCUUCCAAGCGAAAGAGAGGCUUGUACAGAUUCUUCAGGAACACGGGCUGCAUUCACUAGCCCUGGAGCUGGUGAGAAGGCGGAGCUGCCCGCAGGACUGUGAUGCUCACCGCGCAGAGCCUGACCCCAAAGCUCAGGAGCUUUGGACUCAGUAACCAUCCUUCCUGUGGAUUGCAGUAAACAGGUGUGACACAUCUUCAGCCGUGCCUGUGAGUCUGCACAUUGUUUUACAUUAGUAGCUGAACUGUCUUUUUACUGGAGCUGGACUGAAGGAAAAAAUCGCCCCGGGACUGCUGCGAUGUCUAGAAACCCCCAGGUGUGGACACCUUGUGGUGAUGCUUGAGCUUCAUAUGUGCCCACGGAGCUCGGAAGAGGGGGCUCGAGCACCAGCCCCACAGUGUCUGGAGCCAGGGUCCCGUUUCUUACACACCCUGACUUGGACAGCGAGCUACAGACAGCCAAGGGCGGAGACGAUCAUAAAAGCGGCCAGAGGAGCAACAUUCCAAGGAGCAAGAACUGACUGUGGACAGCAGGAGUCGGGCAGACAGUGGGGUCCAAGUCUCCCAUGUGCUCACAGGGGUUACCUGCCAACCUUGAAUCCUGUACCCAACCAAAAGUCUAUUAAGAAUGAAGACAAAACAAUGACAUUUUCAGAUGAGCUGAAACUGAGAUUUUAGCAAUGGAAGAUCCACUGUAAGAGAAAUUCUAAAGGGUGUUUUCCAGGCAGAAAAAAUGGUCCCAGAAGGAAGAUAGCAGAGGCAGGAAGUAAUGAAGAAGAAUAAAAAUGGUAAAUAUGAGGGUCAAGUUAAGUAAAUAUUGACGGCUGAAAACAACAAUUACUGUGUCUAUGUCUUUUGCAACGUGUGUGUAUUUGAUGGGUGGGGUGCCACCGAAGUGCCCUCAGGGACUGCCGGUCCAGUCCUUUGUCCCUCCCGGCUCUGCUUCGCGCUUCCUUCUUUCUCUGGCUAAGGCCUCGCCUGCAGACUCCCUCCGGGUCUUGCAUUCAGGCAGAUGCCACUGCCCAGCUGGCAUCCGUUUUCUGCAUUCCCACCUGCAUUUGCUCCAGGGCAGGGUCAGUCGUAAGUGUGUUGUAAGGUUUUUAUUUUUAGCUCCCACAGAAACCUAUUCUUUUAUGUUCCCGCCGCCCGGAAAAUUUGAAAGCUGCAGAAAAGCACAGAUUGAGAUAUAAAAUCACUGAGUAGCCCUGCCCACCGAGAGCCAGUUAGGAAUCUGGUGACCAGGUCCCUCUUCCACGUGUGCUGGGAGCCUUCUCCUGAGCCACGAGCGCUCUUCCCAAAACGACUGUCCAGCAUUUACGUUGUUCCCACAUUUUUGUGCUCAGCGUUGCUGUGUAGGGACCGUCCUUACACACACACAAUUGCUCUCCGAGAAUGAAUGACAAGAAGUGUCUCUGCCGUGCAGGGACUGUGCCCCUGGUGGUGGCGAUGCCGUACCAGAUUGCCCAACCAGCUGUGCCAGUCUCGGCUCUGUUUUCUGGACGAUGCCAAGUUUUUCUCUGUGCUUAAAAAAUCUGCCUUCUUGACUGUUCCUUUCUCUAAGGCUUCUUAUAACACUUCUUGUCAGGAUCACAGUAAGUUCUAGGUGACUCUCUGCCAUGGCUGAAAGAGCCACGAUCUGCUGUGGUGAGGUCUCAGUGACCCCUGACCUCUCUGGAGCAUACAGACAGAAUAAUCCAAAGCAACAGUGUUUUAAACAAAAUAGAAUUAUAUUCCUCCCUGAUUUCCAUGAGACGGGCAGGCCAGGCUGGCCUGGCUUCACCCAGUCGCCUGGACCCCAGUUCCUUGCAGCUCCACCGUCCCAGGAUGUGAUAUUCAUCCUCGUGCUCAAGUGCCAGCCAAGAUACCCCACCUUCAGGCAGCAGGACACUCUCUAGGACUAACACGCAUCAUCACUUCUGCUCACAGCUCAUUGGCUAGAAUGUAUCUAGUCACGUGGCUACUGUCCACUAAAAGGGACGAUGGGCGAUGUAUUGUAACUAAGUGGAAAAGUGCCCAGAUAAAAACCAAGGUGCUGGUACUGAAGGUCAGGAAAGCGUCCCAUCAAAGUUCACGCUGAGUGCUCACCCCUGACGCUCCAGCACGUGACUGUGCUUGGAGAUGGUAAAAUGAGGUCGUGUGGGUGGGUCCUGAGCCAACGUGCCUGCUGUCCUCAGAGGGAGAGGGGUUAGGACGGGCACGCACCGCGGAAGACCACGGGAGGACACGGGGAGAAGAAGGCCGUCUGCACACCAAGGAGAGCGGCCUCAGGAGGAGGAACAGCCCUGCCCACACCCUGAUCGUGGACUGCAGCCCACAGGGCUGGGAGAGGUAGGCCCCCGCGGCUGAGCCCUGUGGGCUGUGGUGCCUUGUACGGCAGCCCUGGUGAACGGACACACUCACCCACUGUUGUGUGAGCAGCUGCACUGCGGUUUCAUGGCACGUCCUCAGGGUCUCACCCAGUUGCCGUGGGUUGGGGACCCGGGCACGGCUCAGCGGGUCCUCCACUUCCCAGUCUCCCAAAAGCCCAGUUAAGCACCCGCUGCCUCUCAUCUGAAAGCUCUAUGGGGCAAGAUCCGCUUCCCAGCUCACGUGGUUCUUCCGGGGCUGCUGGACGGGAAGUCUCCACUUCUCACUGCCUGCCGGCCACGGGGGCCUCUCUCAUGGCAGCUGGCUCCACGAACGUGCGCAAGCCCAGGGGAAACAGAGCCGGCAGGGUGGGAGCCUCAGUCUUUCGUGACCUGGUCCCAGGACACCA